UUGCCGAGGAGGGGCCACGAGGAGGGGCCCACUUCCGGGGGGAGGACRACUGGUAACCCGGAAGCGGUCGGCAGUGCGGCGCUGUUUAAAGAUGGCGGCGGAGGAGCCUCAGCAGCAGAAGCAGGAGCCGCUGGGCAGCGACUCCGAAGGCGUUAACUGCCUGGCCUAUGAUGAAGCCAUCAUGGCGCAACAGGACCGAAUUCAGCAAGAGAUUGCUGUGCAGAACCCUCUGGUGUCGGAGCGGCUGGAGCUCUCCGUCCUGUACAAGGAGUAUGCUGAGGAUGACAACAUCUACCAACAGAAGAUCAAGGACCUGCACAAAAAGUACUCAUAUAUCCGGAAGACCAGGCCUGAUGGCAACUGCUUCUAUCGAGCUUUUGGAUUCUCCCACUUGGAGGCACUGCUGGAUGACAGCAAGGAAUUGCAGCGGUUCAAGGCUGUGUCUGCCAAGAGCAAAGAGGACUUGGUGUCACAGGGCUUCACUGAGUUCACAAUUGAGGAUUUCCACAAUACGUUCAUGGACCUGAUCGAGCAGGUGGAGAAGCAGACCUCAGUAGCUGACCUCCUGGCCUCCUUCAACGACCAGAGCACCUCGGACUACCUUGUGGUCUACUUACGGCUGCUCACCUCAGGCUACCUGCAGCGGGAGAGCAAGUUCUUUGAGCACUUCAUCGAGGGUGGGCGGACUGUCAAGGAGUUCUGUCAGCAGGAGGUGGAGCCCAUGUGCAAGGAGAGUGACCACAUCCACAUCAUCGCGCUGGCGCAGGCCCUUAGCGUGUCCAUCCAGGUGGAGUACAUGGACCGUGGUGAGGGUGGCACCACCAACCCGCACGUCUUCCCUGAGGGCUCUGAGCCCAAGGUCUACCUUCUCUACCGGCCUGGACACUACGAUAUCCUCUACAAAUAGGGCUGGCUGGCCUGCCACUGCCCUGCCUGCCUCCCCCUCUGCCAGGCCCUAGACAUGUACAGAGGUUUUUUUUGUGGUUGUAAAUGGUCAUACUUCACUCCCUCCCUUUUCCUGUCACACAACCUUCCACGUUUUAUUAAAGGGGAUGCUGGUGGUAAGCUGCGUGUGUGCGUGUCCCUGCUGCUGCCUGCCCACUGGCUGCUGUGUGUCUGGCUGCCCCGCUUCCCUCAGGUGGGUCCCCCAGUUUUCUACCUGUCCAACCCCAAGCUUUCUCACCAGGAGCAGUUUUGAGGGGGCUAGGCCUCCUGGGGGACCCUCCUGGUUGCUUGGAAUUGUGUGCUCUCUAAGGCCUCCCCCUUCCCCCUUCCGCUUCCACACUUCCAGUUGUGGAUGUUUCUCUGGGAGUUGCCUAGGUCUCUGGCUUCCACCUUGYUGUCCUGGCCAGGGCCCCAGACCCCAGUCUUGUGCCCUCCACCAGGGAUCUGCAUGACUGGAGAGUCCUGGGCAGAGAGGGCUCAUAGGAUGAGACUGGCCCAGGCCAGGUGGCGGAGGGGGCACCGGCCUGCUGCGGGAGGAGUGGCCUUCAGUCCUCAGGUCUAGGCAGGGCUUGCCAGUUCCCCACUCUUCCCCGCCUCUAGGCCCCCUGCCUGCGCCUGCUUUGCACCCUCUUUGCUUGGGCCAGUGUCUGCAUUGCCUGCCUUUUGCCUUCGCUUCUCUUCUUCACCCACCCCAGCACAUGUGGGGUCUCAGCCCCAGGCUGUGAGCUCCUUGGGGGCAGGCCCUCAAUAAAUGUGAAGUGCUGCUGCC
Messenger RNA from Urocitellus parryii (Arctic ground squirrel), 1714 nucleotides. It is a transcript of the gene Otub1, whose product is annotated as OTU deubiquitinase, ubiquitin aldehyde binding 1. Gene Ontology annotation, biological process: negative regulation of double-strand break repair; protein K48-linked deubiquitination. Gene Ontology annotation, cellular component: nucleus. Gene Ontology annotation, molecular function: ubiquitin binding; cysteine-type deubiquitinase activity. Lineage: Eukaryota; Metazoa; Chordata; Mammalia; Rodentia; Sciuridae. The record is from RefSeq and is a predicted model, not a curated record.